GGGGGGGAGAGGCAGCACUGGAGGACUUUUUAAAAAGAGGAGGUCAUAGAUCCAGCAGCUGCCUUGAUAAAAGAAUCUGGUGGAAGAGGAAAGUGAUCAACUUGUGCAGGUGGAGGCUGUUUGGAGAAGAAGGGAAGAUGAGGACAGAGCUGGACUCAGUCGUUCCGGAAACAAGAAAAAGCCCUGUUGCCAUGGAGGCUGGGAGCAGAAGGGAACUGUGGGAAGGAACCUUGCAGAAGAGCUUGGGAGAGGAUUUUCCCCCUUCAGAUGUGCAGCGCCAGCAAUUCCGACACUUCCGUUACCAGAAGGCUGAAGGGCCCCGGAAGGUCUGCAGCGAACUCUACCGCCUUUGCCUCCAGUGGCUGAAGCCAGAAAGGCACAGCAAGAAGGAGAUCCUGGACCAGGUGAUCUUGGAGCAGUUCCUGGCUGUCCUGCCCCCGAAGAUGGAGAAGUGGGUCAGGGAAUGUGGGCCAGAGACCAGUUCCCAGGCAGUGGCCCUCGCAGAAGGGUUCCUCCUGAGCCAUGCAGAUGACGAGAAUCAAGACCAGGAGGUGCAGGAAAGGAUCCUGUGUCACUCCGGAGCAGCUUUUCUGGGCGAGGCCUUGAAACCAAGAAUAAAUUUUUUGCCAUAUCCUUGCAGCAGAGAGAAAGCAACUUCUAUGUGGCCCAAGCAGGGUCCUGUGACCUUCAAGGAGGUGUCUGUUCAUUUCACUGAGGAGGAGUGGGCUCUACUGGAUCAGGAAAAAAGAAGUCUUCACAAGGAAGUCAUGGAGGAGAAUUUUCGGAAUGUGGCCUCUCUGGGUCUUACCAGUCUCCUAUUUAUUCCAGAGGCUAAUGGUCCCCAGAAAAAGCCUGAGGGAGAACCACAACAACUUCCAUUGGAAGAGGAACCGCAGAUUAGGAGCAAUUGGACAAAACAAAAAAGGGGGAAUGAAUCAUCCCUUCAACGAAUCCACACAGGGGGGAAACAAAAUAUAUGCGUAGAGUGUGGGAAGAGCUUUGUUCAGAAGAAAGCACUUACUGCCCAUCAACGAAUUCACACAGGGGAGAAACCAUUCAAAUGUGUGGACUGUGGGAAAAUGUUUACACGGAAUGCACAUCUUAUCGAGCAUCGACGAAUCCACACAGGGGAGAAGCCAUAUAAAUGUGUGGUGUGUGGGAAGAGCUUUGCUCAGAGCUCUCAACUUACUGUCCAUCAACGAAUUCACACAGGGGAGAAACCAUAUACAUGUUUAGAGUGUGGGAAGAGCUUUGCUCAGAGGUCCAACAUUAAUUACCAUCGAAAAAUCCACACAGGGGAGAAAUCAUAUACAUGUUUAGAGGGUGGAAAGAGCUUUGCUCAGAGGUCCAGCCUUACUUAUCGAAAUGUUCACAUAGUAGAGAAAUCAUAUAACUGUACGGAGUGUGGGAAGAGCUUUACUCACAGCUCCUGCUUUAUUCGCCAUAAACGAAUCCACACAGGGGAGAAGCCAUACAAAUGUGUUGACUGUGGAAAGAGCUUUGUUGAGAGUUCAGCUCUUACUGUCCAUCGUCGAGUCCAUACAGGAGAAAAGCCCUAUGAUUGUUUGGAAUGUGGAAAGACUUUCGCUCAGAGUACACAGCUUAAUGUCCAUCGACGAACCCACACAGGGGAAAAACCAUACAAAUGUGUGGACUGUGGAAAGAUGUUUACUCAAAAUGUAAAUCUUAUUGCCCAUCGACAAAUCCACAUAGGGGAGAAGCCAUAUAAAGGUGUGGAGUAUGGGGAAAGCUUUGCUGAGAAACUGAAGCUUACUUUCCAUCAACCAAUUCACAUAGGGGAGAAGUCCUUUAAAUGCAUUGAGUGUGGGAAGAACUUUGCUUCAAGUACAGAGCUUACAGUCCAUCAACAAAUCCACACAGGUUAGAAGCGUAUAAAUGCAUGAAGUGUGGAAAGAGCUUUGUUCCGAGGACUCGCCUUUUUUCCCAUAGACAAAUCCACAUAAGGGAGAAACCAUAUAACUGUUCCGAGUGCGGGAGGAGUUGUGCUUGGAAUACUCAUCUCAUUUCCCAUUGACAAACCCAUACAGGAGAGAAGCCAUAUGAAUUCGUGGAUUGUGGGAAAUGCUUUGCUCAGAGUGCACAUCUUACUGUCCAUUAACAAAUGAACACAGGGGAGAAGCCAUAUAAACGCAUGGAGUGUGGUAAGAACUUUUCACAGAGUUCACAGCUUACUGUCGAUCAAUGGAUUCACAGAAGGGAGAAGCCAUAUAAAUGUGUGGAGUGUGGAAAGAGCUUUUCUCAGAGUUCAGGCCUUAUUGUGCAUCAGCAAAUCCACUCAGGAGAGAAACUAUGUAAGUGCUAAGAGUGUAGAAGAAAGUUACCUUUUAAAAAACCAUCUUGUCACAUAUCAAAAAAUUCCCAAAGGAGAGAAAAUAUAGGAGGGCUUUUGGCUAGGUUUUUGAGGGGUAGUGAAAGUCAGGAAUCUUUCAAGGGCAGGGGCAGGGAGAGAUUUUACAUUGGUUUUAAACUGGAAUUUAUAAAAAUGUUUUGUAAACCACUUUAAACCAUGUACAAGCAUAGGAUAUAAAUGCUUUA
Eublepharis macularius is the source of this 2556-nucleotide messenger RNA. RefSeq names its product zinc finger protein 436-like. The transcript has 6 exons. Lineage: Eukaryota; Metazoa; Chordata; Lepidosauria; Squamata; Eublepharidae. The record is from RefSeq and is a predicted model, not a curated record. Gene Ontology annotation, molecular function: DNA-binding transcription factor activity, RNA polymerase II-specific; RNA polymerase II cis-regulatory region sequence-specific DNA binding. Gene Ontology annotation, biological process: regulation of transcription by RNA polymerase II. The coding region runs from base 138 to 1886 and encodes 582 amino acids.